CCAUUCCACUUGCGUAUCACCAUGACCGUAAAUCUUAUAGCGGAGAACGUGUUCGCCACAUUAGGUACCGUGUGUUGGUGUGUGCAAAUGGUUCCUCAGGCAUGGAUGGCUUGGAGAGAGAAAUCGACUUUUGGCUUAUCUCCGUGGUUGAUGCUCAUAUGGGCAUCGGCAUCCCUUCCUCUGGGGGUGUACAAUAUUGCCCAGAAUGUCAAUAUUCCGCUCAUUUUACAGCCCCAACUAUUCGGUACUCUUGCGGCCAUCUGUUGGAUACAAUGCCUUCACUACCAGUACCGGCUGUCAGUGUACCAUAGCAUUCUCACCCUUGCCGGAUUGUUGCUCGGGCUGGGGGCGCUUCAGGUCGGCCUCGUUUAUGCGGUGCGUCACGGACUGGCCGAGAACAACACGCGACCUCUCGAGUUCUUCGGGGUACUGACUGCGAUGCUUGUGUUCCUCGGGUUGCUGCCACAAUUCUUCGAGAUAUACAAGCUUGGAGAAGUGUCCGGCGUGAGCACCCUGUUUAUGGUCAUUGAUGGAUUGGGUGGAUUGUUCAGCGCCUUGUCGCUCGCAUUCAAGGAAACGAUCGAUCCACUGCUGGCAUUCUCAUACAUUAGCGUGAUCGUCUUGGACGCAUUGGUAAUUGCACUCAAGCUGAUUCUCAAUCCGCUUGCAGCACGACGCCGUGCUCGAGAAGCUGCUUCAUCAGCUCCAAAUGGUCACCCCAUUGGCGGUCCAUCUCAACAUGGCAUAGAAGACGAGUCAAACGCAUGGAGGGGACCAUAUACUCAACCACGCAGGCCGUCGAUCGGACAAGAAACAGAGCAUGGUAUACCGCUGGCACAAAUGACUGUGCUGCGUUCUCGUUCCGGUGAAGGAAAAGAAGCGGGGAAAGAAUCAAGUAUCUCUGCGCAGAUAGUUACUUAGCAAGGUCAGAAAUAAGUCAUACAGGUGAAAUCCAG
This is a messenger RNA of Dacryopinax primogenitus, 956 nucleotides long. RefSeq lists its product as uncharacterized. Lineage: Eukaryota; Fungi; Basidiomycota; Dacrymycetes; Dacrymycetales; Dacrymycetaceae. The record is from RefSeq and is a predicted model, not a curated record. The transcript is spliced from 5 exons. The coding region runs from base 22 to 921 and encodes 299 amino acids.